AUGUCCACGACGGAGCCUAGCUCCUCUGCGCCCAACCAGAGCCACCCUUCGCCGGCCACCUACGAGAAGACAGACCCGGUGGGGGUGGAGAAGCAAAUUCGCCUUCUUCUCUUCGGCUUGUGCGUAACCAUCGCCGCUGCUACCUUUGUCGGAGGUGUGUAUUCUCUCCUAUCUCUCCUCCGGAUGAGGAGAAAAACCUCUCUCUGUCUUAUCGUGGCUUCAAUGUCCGUGGAUGACCUCCUCAGUGUGGUGCCCCUCUCCUUGUUCACGCUCCUUCAGUGGGAGAUGGAUGGAGGUGCCGGCUCGGGCAGCCUGUGUACUUUAUCGGGACUUCUCUACGUGUUCCAGGGUGUUUCGAGCAAUAUGAAGGCUUGCCUCAUAGCAGCCUACACUUUCUAUGUCACUAAGAGAUUUGGAGUGCUUCAGUCUGUGCGCCGGCCCCUGAGGGUGAUGUGGGCCAUUGGCGGUGUGUGGGCGGUCAGCCUGGCCGUCAGUGUGUUACCUUUGUGCGGAUGGGGCAGCUUUACGCCGGCCUCUCUCGGGUGUUUCCCGGAGAGCGACAGCUGCUACGUCCUGCUGCUUUUCUCCUUGUAUAUCGUGUGUUUCUGCGGCUUGUUAUUCUUCUUUAUCCCUCUCACCUACCAGCUGCUGUGCUCCAGAGAGCCCCAGAGGACUCUACUGUACCCGGGCUAUUUGGACAUGGCGAGGGGGUUGAGUGGCUCCGCUCCCCUCUGUGAUCUCCAGUCGUUUUCCCGGGAUAGCCUCAACAAAAGUUUCUGCGCUUACAACGAGCUGAGCGCGAGUUCAUGUGGGACACAGCUUAGGGGGAAAGAGGACAGCGGGCUGUCCCCAGUGUCUGUCAACGGACAGAGGACAGCUGCUGUGGAGGACACACCAGUGGUGUUUGCACAAAAGCGCUUCUCCAUGAUCCUGGCGGUGGUGCGGAUCAUCUUAUGGAUGCCAAUAAUGACUCUGGUGCUGGUCCGCCACGCACUUCAUGCACGCAGCUCGUCCCUGGAGACUCUCAGCUUCUUCCUCACUCUGCUCGCCCCUGCGGUCACUCCGCUGUUUGUGCUGUCAGAGCGUUGGAUCCACAUGCCUUGUGGCUGCUUCAUUAACUGCAAACGGGAUCCAAAGCAGAGGCCUUCAGAGAUGAAACGAAAAUUUGAGUUCAAUCUUUCCUUUCAACAAGGCUGUGGAGUGUACAAACUGUCACAUGCCACUGUGGCUCAUAGCAGUCCUCCUCUAGAGAAGCCUUCCUACCACAGCCUCUUUAACUGUGGCUUCCAAAAUACCCACCUUGAUGCACUUGAAAGUGGUGGCCUCUCAAGCCUGGGCCCCAGUUUUGAUUUCAGCACCCCCUGCCCCGUGGACAGCUCCUCUCAUGCAGACCUAUUAUUGGAAGCUGUAGCCGGUGGAGGAGAGGCGCUGGCUGACUGUCCUUCCCUCCCUCACGAGAACCGCGGGGAUGACGACGGGGCCUUUCCCUGCGUCCCUUUGCUGUCUUCCCAUCAGGAUCACAGUCUCACCGACACAUCGUCUGUGUUCGAAGGGGCCGAGAGGAGGCUGUCGCAUGAGGAGUGUCGCAAAAUUGAGCUGACAGACUGGGAGUGGUGCCGGAGUAAAUCAGAGAGAACACCCAGACAGCGAUCAUCAGGUGGUCUGUCAAUCCCCCUGUGUGCCUUCCAGGGCACCGUAUCCCUGCAAGCACCCACAGGAAAGACCCUCUCCCUCUCCACAUAUGAGGUCAGCAGUGAUGGACUCAAAAUCUCCCCCAACAACGCCAGGAAGGUGGAAGUGUAUCGCUCCAAAUCAGUUGGCCACGAGCCCAGUGCAGACGACCCGGCAUCAGGAGGCCAGGCUGGAGACGUGAAUGUCAGCAGCGUGGGGAUGGGCAUGGAGAUCGGGAUGGGGAUAGGUGCUGGCGUUGGGGACACCAACGUCAAGAUCCACCUUGAGGUUCUGGAAAUCUGUGACAACGAGGAGGCCAUGGACAGCGUCUCUAUCAUCUCUAACAUCAGCCAGUCCUCUACUCACGCCCGCUCGCCGUCCCUGCGUUACUCACGGAGGGAGAACCGCUUUGUCUCCUGUGACCUGGGCGAGACAGCCUCCUACUCUCUGCUCAUCCCUGGCAGCGGCAACCCAGAGGCAGAGACCAUCAAUAUCACUAUACCUGACACUGUGGAGGCUCACCGUCAGAACAGCCGACGGCAGACGCAGGAGGGCUCAGGAUAUCAGGAGGAGAUUCAGCUGCUCAAUGAGGCCUACAGGAAGCAGGCAGGAGAGAGGGAGGAGUGA
Molecule: messenger RNA, 2298 nt
Organism: Cheilinus undulatus (humphead wrasse)
Lineage: Eukaryota; Metazoa; Chordata; Actinopteri; Labriformes; Labridae
Product: probable G-protein coupled receptor 149
Exons: 5
Coding region: 1-2298 (765 amino acids)
Biological process (GO): neuropeptide signaling pathway
Cellular component (GO): neuron projection; membrane
Molecular function (GO): G protein-coupled receptor activity; neuropeptide binding
Source: RefSeq, a predicted model, not a curated record